CCUUGCAGGUAUUGCACAUCAGUGUGACAGCCUCACCUGUGAAAGUGAAACUCUUAACACCUUAUUUACAGCUGGCCUCACUCCUACUGUCAGACUGGGCUGAAGACUCUCCACUCUGAUCUGCUGCUGCUGCUGUUAUGGAGGAGAGUCGGCGUGUGUGAGUGGGAAUCCUGUCUGCGUGGAGAGGACUGAAGAGGAGGACGUAGAGGAGCCGAGCGGCAGACCGUACCAUGCCGGGGCAGGGGGAGCAGCUCAAGUGCUGCCUCUCUCUGUGUUUCUGCGGCUGGAGUCCUCUGCUUGUGCUCGGACUGUUCUCUCUGCAUGCGCAGUCGCACGGUAACAUACUGGACAGCAUGCUGCUCCGAGGAUCCAGCAGGGAGGCGGUGGAGAGUGGAAAGGAGACUUCAGGCAGCAUCGCUCCGGCUUCGGCGUCCCACAGAUUCCUGUGGUGCCACUGCUCUCACCACUGUCCAGAUGAUUCCACCAAUAACACCUGCAGAACUGAUGGGUACUGUUUUACCAUGGUGGAGGAGGAGGGAGGAGUUCCUGUUCUCACCGCAGGCUGCUUGGGUCUGGUUGGAUCAGAGUUUCAGUGUAGGGACACAGGGGUGUUUCGUCAGAGAAAGUCUCUGGAGUGCUGCACAGAUGAAGACUUCUGCAACCGAAACCUGCGCCCGACGCUGCCGCCGCUCCAGCCCCCUCUCUACGUUGAUGGGAAGAUUCACCACAUGGCUCUGCUGAUUUCAGUCACUGUGUGCAGCAUCAUACUGGCUGGGAUCAUUGUCUUCUGCUACUUCAGGUAUAAGCGGCAGGAGUCCCGUCCUCGCUACAGCAUCGGUCUGGAGCAGGAUGACACUUACAUUCCUCCCGGAGAAUCCCUGAAGGACCUGAUCGAGCAGUCGCAGAGUUCUGGAUCAGGCUCAGGGCUCCCUCUUUUGGUUCAGAGAACGAUAGCCAAGCAGAUCCACAUGGUGAAACAGAUUGGCAAAGGGAGGUACGGAGAGGUGUGGAUGGGCCGGUGGAGGGGAGAAAAGGUGGCUGUGAAGGUUUUCUUCACUACAGAAGAAGCCAGUUGGUUCAGAGAGACCGAAAUCUACCAGACUGUCUUAAUGAGACAUGAGAAUAUCUUAGGCUUCAUAGCUGCAGACAUCAAAGGAACUGGCUCCUGGACGCAGCUCUACUUAAUCACAGACUACCAUGAAAACGGGUCUUUGUACGACUACCUCAAAUCUACCACUCUGGAUAACAAGGCUAUGCUGCGUCUGGCCUACUCCUCGGUGUCGGGGCUCUGUCACCUCCACACGGAGAUCUUCGGCACGCAGGGGAAACCUGCCAUCGCUCACAGGGACCUGAAGAGUAAGAACAUCCUGGUGAAAAGAAACGGGACCUGUUGCAUCGCUGAUCUGGGACUGGCUGUCAAGUUCAUCAGUGACACCAACGAGGUGGACAUCCCCCCCAACACUCGGGUCGGCACAAAGCGCUACAUGCCUCCAGAGGUUCUGGAGGAGACCUUGAACAGAAGUCACUUCCAGUCGUACAUCAUGGCUGACAUGUACAGCUUUGGGCUCAUCCUGUGGGAGAUCGCUCGGCGUUGUGUGUCGGGAGGAAUCCUGGAGGAGUACCAGUUACCUUAUCACGACUUAGUUCCUACAGACCCGUCAUAUGAAGACAUGAGGGAGGUGGUCUGCAUUAAAAAGCUGCGGCCAUCGUUUCCGAAUCGAUGGACUAGUGAUGAGUGUUUAAGGCAGAUGGGGAAGCUGAUGACAGAAUGCUGGGCCCAUAACCCCGCCUGUCGCCUCACAGCGCUACGGGUCAAAAAGACACUUGCCAAAAUGUCAGAAUCACAGGAUAUCAAGCUGUGAGUUUUGAAGUGCCAGCUGUGCACGGAAAGUCGACUGACAAUCACUCGGAGUCUGGUCCGUUCCGCACUAGCCUUGUUUUCUGGAGGGAAAAAAAGGAGAAGAAACUAAGAGGAUCCCAUCGAUAGAAACUCUGAAUCCACGCUCUGUGAAGUCUGCAACCCAAAUCUAAAACUACCCUGUCUGACCCGGCAUCAUGUCAGAUUAGACUUCUGUGCUCCAAAGCUCUUGGAUAGGGACAUUGAAUGUGACAUGAGACUGUGGCUGCAGAGACACUCCAACAGGCUACUGACCAGUUAGUGGAAUAUUGUAUCCCUGCUUUCUGUGAAAGCUGCCCUACCUGUAAAUGAAGCUCUGGUAGAUAGAAAUGAAGGGAUGUGCUUUAAAGCAUCUUUUUUUUUUGUUGUUGCAACAAACACCUCUUUUCUAAACACUCAACGCCCCACUACUGGCUUUAUACUAUUAUUAUUAUUAUUAUUAUUAAUAUUAUUCUUGUUGAGCAAACUCAUUCUGUCACUCUUAAGUGAUUUCCCUUUUGCCUACAGGCCCAAAUAUGAGACAAAAGUAUUUUUUAGGCUCUAUUGUCAUUUGAUUUUGAUCGUUGUGAUAACGUUUGUAGACACUGAAGAGACGUUCAUUUAGUUUGUAAGUUGUGAUAGGCUGGUUGAAAAUUGCAAAAGUCCAUUUUCCAUGUAAAAAAAACGGAAUCUAUAAAAUCUGUAUUUGCAGAAAUAAAGUUUAUAUGUUCAAAUAAAGGACUGCACUUUUCUGUGGUUUAUAAUAAAGACGUUUGACCUUGGAAAA
Messenger RNA from Oryzias melastigma (Indian medaka), 2663 nucleotides. It is a transcript of the gene bmpr1ba, whose product is annotated as bone morphogenetic protein receptor, type IBa. The transcript is spliced from 13 exons. Gene Ontology annotation, molecular function: transforming growth factor beta receptor activity, type I; ATP binding; SMAD binding. Gene Ontology annotation, biological process: BMP signaling pathway; protein phosphorylation; dorsal/ventral pattern formation. The coding region runs from base 231 to 1862 and encodes 543 amino acids. Gene Ontology annotation, cellular component: plasma membrane; signaling receptor complex. Lineage: Eukaryota; Metazoa; Chordata; Actinopteri; Beloniformes; Adrianichthyidae. The record is from RefSeq and is a predicted model, not a curated record.